Ficedula albicollis (Collared flycatcher) is the source of this 778-nucleotide messenger RNA. Its product is annotated as ubiquitin-conjugating enzyme E2 E2. Lineage: Eukaryota; Metazoa; Chordata; Aves; Passeriformes; Muscicapidae. The transcript has 5 exons. The record is from RefSeq and is a predicted model, not a curated record. Gene Ontology annotation, cellular component: nucleus. Gene Ontology annotation, biological process: protein polyubiquitination. Bases 11 to 616 code for a protein of 201 amino acids. Gene Ontology annotation, molecular function: ubiquitin conjugating enzyme activity.
AGCAUCUGCCAUGUCUACAGAGGGGCAGAGAGUGGAUGAUAGUCCAAGCACUAGUGGAGGCAGCUCUGAUGGAGAUCAGCGUGAAAGUGCUCAGCAGGAACAAGAAAGGGAGCAAGUUCAACCCAAGAAAAAAGAGGGGAAAAUAUCAAGCAAAACAGCUGCUAAAUUGUCAACUAGUGCUAAAAGAAUUCAGAAAGAACUUGCAGAAAUUACAUUAGACCCUCCUCCGAAUUGCAGUGCUGGACCCAAAGGAGACAACAUUUAUGAAUGGAGGUCAACUAUACUGGGGCCUCCAGGGUCUGUAUAUGAAGGUGGAGUUUUCUUCCUUGACAUAACCUUUUCACCGGACUAUCCUUUUAAACCACCCAAGGUAACGUUCCGGACAAGGAUCUACCACUGUAACAUUAACAGCCAAGGCGUCAUCUGCCUGGACAUUUUAAAGGACAACUGGAGUCCAGCGUUAACCAUUUCUAAAGUUCUCCUCUCCAUCUGCUCCCUCCUCACAGACUGUAACCCCGCUGACCCCCUGGUUGGAAGCAUUGCCACUCAGUACAUGACUAACAGAGCAGAGCACGACAGAAUGGCCAGACAGUGGACCAAGCGAUACGCCACAUAGGAACCUCCUCUAGGAUUUGCUGGACCUGUGCAAGCACAUUCACUAAGUGCAUCAAUAGCCCUUCCCUUCAUUCUUAUUUUUUAUUAAAUUUUGAACCAUUUUGUGACAAAAGGUUGUCCUUACUUCCUUUUUUGUUUCAUUUUGGUUGAUUUUUAUUUUUAU